ACGUGUCGAUUUUUAUUAAUAUCUGCCCAGAUUGUAAAAAAGCACUAAAAUAAUAGUUAGUGAUAAUCUAACACAUAUCAGAUUACAUCUUCAUUUUUUUCGUACCGGUUUUCAUUUGAAGGAAUGCAGAUUGGUCACUUCUUGGGCCCCCUUCGCUGAAAGUCCAUGGAAAAAGAGAGUAUAAAAGAGAGUGCCUGCGGUGCAAAUGGAAGGGUUUCCUACUGUAGCCGGCUGCCGCUGGGAUUGCUCUCUCGUUGUAUGCACUGGCUCUCCAGAGUGCAUGUAGGCUCGCAAACUCCCUCUCAGUCCUUCCUGGCUGUCGGUGGUGACAAGUACACCCGAGUUUCAACGGCUUCUGUCUCAUCCCCUCCCCCCUCCCCAGACCCAUCUUCCUUCCUUCUCUUCCAUCCCUCCUCUUUCUCUGUCUCUCCAAUUUCAAUUCAUACUGAUUUCUCCUCUAUCCGUCUAGCCUCCCCUCCCCACCUUCCUCACUAACCAAUAGAUGCCCGGCCAGUAAUGGAGGAUUUCCUACCCGACAUGUAAGCGAACGUUCCCUUCAGCCGGCGGAUCCUUCCUUCGUUUGAAAAGACAAAACAAAAACAGCAACAACAAAACAAGGGGAAAAAAGGCUGAAGAAGGACAGGGGAAGAUUCGGCCUCUGCACUCAGUGGAAGCCAAAAUGUCGACUAGAACGCCAUUGCCCACAGUGAAUGAGCGAGACACAGAAAAUCACACUUCACUUGAUGGAUAUGGUGAAUCACAAAGCCAGCCCUCCAAAUCAAGUAGCAGGCAAAAUCUGCCACGAUGUAGGAACUCGGUGGCAUCUACGACCGAAGAGCAACCCCACGUUGGAAAUUAUAGGCUGCUAAAGACUAUCGGCAAGGGAAACUUUGCAAAAGUAAAAUUAGCACGACAUGUUCUAACUGGAAGGGAAGUUGCUGUUAAAAUAAUUGACAAAACUCAGCUCAAUCCUACCAGUCUACAAAAGUUCAAGCUUUCCAAACGACUUAAAAAGCUCUUUCGAGAAGUAAGAAUUAUGAAGAUUUUGAAUCAUCCCAAUAUAGUGAAAUUAUUUGAAGUAAUUGAAACUGAGAAGACGCUGUAUUUAAUUAUGGAGUAUGCAAGUGGGGGAGAAGUUUUUGAUUACUUAGUUGCACAUGGAAGAAUGAAAGAAAAAGAAGCAAGGGCAAAGUUUAGACAGAUUGUUUCGUCGGUAGAAUACUGUCAUCAGAAGUGUAUUGUACAUAGAGAUCUCAAGGCAGAAAAUUUGCUGCUUGAUGCAGAUAUGAAUAUAAAAAUUGCAGAUUUUGGCUUUAGUAAUGAAUUUACAAUUGGUAGCAAAUUAGACACAUUUUGUGGAAGUCCACCAUAUGCAGCACCAGAGCUUUUUCAAGGAAAAAAAUAUGAUGGCCCAGAGGUAGAUGUUUGGAGUCUCGGCGUCAUCCUUUACACAUUAGUUAGCGGAUCUUUGCCUUUUGAUGGGCAAAAUUUAAAGGAAUUAAGGGAAAGAGUGUUGCGAGGAAAAUAUCGUAUUCCUUUCUACAUGUCAACUGACUGUGAAAACUUGCUCAAAAAACUCCUGGUAUUAAAUCCUGCCAAACGAGGCAGUUUGGAACAAAUUAUGAAGGAUAGAUGGAUGAACGUUGGUUUUGAGGAGGAGGAAUUAAAACCAUACAGUGAACCAGAACCUGACUACAGUGAUCCCAAACGAAUAGAAACGAUGAUCACUAUGGGUUUUCCAAGAGAAGAAAUUACUCAAUCCCUUGUGGGACAGAAGUAUGAUGAAGUCAUGGCCUGCUAUCUAUUAUUAGGCAGGAAACCUCCAGAGUUUGAAGGCAGUGAAUCUGUAUCCAGCAGUAACCUGUGUCAAAGGUCUCGACCCAAUAGCGAUCUCAACAACAGCUCUACACAGUCCCCUGCACAUUCGAAGGUCCAGCGCAGUAUAUCAGCGAAUCAGAAACAGCGGCGGUUUAGUGAUCAUGCUGGUCCAUCAAUCCCACCUGCUGUGUCAUACACCAAGCGAACUCAAGCAAACAGUGUCGAAAGUGAGCAGAAGGAAGAGUGGGACAAGGACCUGGCUCGCACCGCUGUGGGUUCCAAAGCGGAUGUCCCUGCAAGCCCACUUGCAGGUCUUGAAAGGAAGAAAUCUAUGACUGGUCCAAGUAACAACAUGGUUCCAGGUAUGACAAGAAGAAACACUUAUGUUUGCGAGCGAUCCACUGGAGAUCGGUAUUCUGCGGUGCAGAAUGGAAAAGACAGCAGCCUAACUGAAAUGUCUGCUUGUGCAAGCAGUACUUCCACAUCCAUCGCAAGUCCUGCAGGAUCUUCUGGAGUACCUUCAGCCCGCCCUCGACACCAGAAAUCAAUGUCAGCUUCUGGUCAUCCAAUCAAGGUCACUCUGCCUUCCAUAGAUGAUGGCAGUGAAGGUUACCGAUCCAGCUCUGCAGCUCAAAGGGUACCUGCUGCUUCCCCUUCUGCACAUAGUAUUAGCACUGCAACUCCAGAUCGAACCCGCUUCCCCAGAGGUAGCUCUAGCCGAAGCACUUUUCAUGGGGGACAGCUGCGGGAACGCCACACUGCCACGUACAAUGGACCACCAGCUUCACCAACACUGUCACAUGACACUGGUGCCCUUUCACAAGCUCGAAGAGGAACUUCAACUGGUAUCAUAAGCAAGAUCACAUCCAAAUUUGCCCGCAGGGGCCCGAGCGAAGUUGAAGGCAGUGGCAGAGCUGACACUGCAAGGAGUAUGUCAGGAGAACCAAAGGACAAAGAAAGAGAUGACAGCAAAGAUGCAAAACCAAGGUCUUUGAGGUUCACAUGGAGCAUGAAGACAACUAGUUCAAUGGAUCCCAAUGAUAUGAUGCGAGAGAUUCGAAAGGUGCUGGAUGCUAAUAACUGUGACUAUGAGCAACGAGAAAGGUUCCUUUUGUUCUGUGUUCAUGGCGAUGCUCGACAGGACAACUUGGUUCAAUGGGAAAUGGAGGUCUGCAAGUUGCCACGUUUGUCUCUAAAUGGUGUUCGUUUUAAGCGAAUAUCAGGAACGUCUAUAGCAUUCAAGAACAUUGCAUCCAAAAUUGCUAAUGAGCUGAAGUUGUGAAGAAAAACUAUAAUAUGAGAUCAGGGAAGUUUCUUGUAUGAUAUACAAUUCACUCAUGAAUGUACUGGUAUUAUUGCUAAUGUGCGUGAGUUUUGCCACCAAUCCCACUUCCUCCCUCAUACCAAUAAACGGUUAGAAAUUUCCGUCGCAAUAAGGUUAUAUAUAUUGUGAUUAUAAAUUGUAAAACCUGGAUCCGUAUGGCUUAUUGUGAAUUAGCUUUAACGAAUUGUGAUCUUAUUUCCACAUGUACAGGUAAGUAUAUUGAGCAUUGUCACAGCUUAUGUUCAUAUAGUUGUACAAUAAAAAGUAAUACCUAACAUCUACAGGUACUGUAUAGUUGUGUCCUGAUUUAUGUACAGAAAUGCUCAUUUUAGUGUUCCAUGUGUUUUUGAGCUUGAAAUUCUUUAGCACUAAAUACAUUUUGGGUGUUAGAUAAAUAAAAGUUUGUGAUUUCA
This is a messenger RNA of Hypanus sabinus (Atlantic stingray), 3555 nucleotides long. It is a transcript of the gene mark1, whose product is annotated as MAP/microtubule affinity-regulating kinase 1. The record is from RefSeq and is a predicted model, not a curated record. Lineage: Eukaryota; Metazoa; Chordata; Chondrichthyes; Myliobatiformes; Dasyatidae. Bases 680 to 3100 code for a protein of 806 amino acids. The transcript has 19 exons. Gene Ontology annotation, cellular component: cytoplasm. Gene Ontology annotation, biological process: protein phosphorylation; microtubule cytoskeleton organization; intracellular signal transduction. Gene Ontology annotation, molecular function: tau-protein kinase activity; protein serine/threonine kinase activity; ATP binding.